CUUUUGACUUCCAAUGGUUGUUUUCAUUACCCAAAGUCAAACCUCAAUUUGUAUAGAAUUUUUUGGAUUGUGCUCUGUAUAUAAUGCUUUAAAAUCACUGCAUCUCCAUUCAGAUUCUUCUCAGCACAUCAUUCCAAUUAAUUGGCUGUUAAUUCUCUGAAGUCCUCACCCUCUCACAGUUGACUUUUCUUUAGAAGUACUUUUUUUGUUGGAGCUGAAAACUAGAGUAACUAUGGCAGCACACAAGCUUAUUGUAGCAUCACUUCUUCUAUGCUGUUUAGCCGAAACUUGUUAUGGAAAGGUUCUCUUUACUUCCUUGAAAAGAACCCUUGAUGUCACCGCUUCCCCCAAGCUGGGACAAGUUCUACUAGCCGGCGAAGACAAAAUCAGUGGGACAUGGGUUCUAAACAAGACCUUCCCAGCAGGGACAGACUCUUCCUACAAAACCAUAAAGCUAAAGUUAUGCUACGCGCCAAUAAGCCAACGAGACCGCGCGUGGAGAAAGACAGAAAACGAACUAUCUCGUGACAAAACUUGCCCGCACAAAAUGCUAGCCAUGCACUACGAUGCUUCCAACAAAACCGUUCACACCUUCGAGUGGUUGAUUAAGAAAGACGUGCCUCAAGCCACGUACUUCAUACGCGCCUACGCAGUUGACUCUAAUGAUGUUCAAGUGGCUUAUGGCCAAACCACGAAUACCAAUAAGAGCACUAACUUGUUUCAGAUCAAUGCAAUUAGUGGACGCCACAUCACACUUGAUAUUUGCUCCAUUUGUUUUAGUGCUUUCUCGGUUUUGUCCCUGCUUGUGUUCUUCUAUAUUGAAAAGAGAAAGGGAAAGACACAAAAGUAGUGAUUCAAUUUGAGUGACAUAAGAAACUUUAUAGUAGAUUGUCUUUUUAAUGCUUUUAUUUCAGAAUCAUGAAUAAAAUCUCAAGGGACAUGUUUUUCCCCUCUCAAAGCAAAUUUCGCAUCAUGUAAAACAUGCUCUCCGCUAAAAUUUAUAAUAUGCACAAAGUGGAUUGAUAUUUGAAUGAUAAAAUAAUUCAAUA
Molecule: messenger RNA, 1049 nt
Organism: Cicer arietinum (chickpea)
Lineage: Eukaryota; Viridiplantae; Streptophyta; Magnoliopsida; Fabales; Fabaceae
Product: high-affinity nitrate transporter 3.1
Biological process (GO): nitrate transmembrane transport; response to nitrate
Cellular component (GO): plasma membrane
Molecular function (GO): nitrate transmembrane transporter activity
Source: RefSeq, a predicted model, not a curated record